GCAUGCCUGAGUCGUCUUCGUCUGAGAAACAGCCAGCGGCUUAUAGGCAAAUCCGCCCUAAGCCAACGCUAUCAUUCCAUAUCCUUAAACCUGCUAAAGUUGCUCCAAAGUUUCGAGUUCUUAAGCCACGUCCGUCGCCCUCAGUUCCACUACCGUUUCGCCCUUCCAGCGCCUUUCAACCGUACCAAGGGCCAAAUCUUUCGCCUUUACUGCCAGACUCAUCAUCACGACCCCGCCCAAUAAGACCGGCUCCACCUUCUCAUCGUCAUCUCAGAGUUCCACCUAAACAAUCGCUUAAGCGACGAAGACGAGGAUACGGAGCUUCUAGUAAAAACAACACCACUUUUAGGAGCAUUAAACCCAAAGAUGACCAUACCUAUACUGCUCGUUCACCAUCGCAGGCCGACCCAACAGCAGCAGGAGUAGCGUUAGCGCUGAGAGCUGCUCAACAAAUACCAGGAGCUUUAUUAGAGCCCUCCGCCAACAACGACGAUGGCCUAAUUCCCACAAAUACAGCGGAAGGAAGCCAAAGACUUUCGCCGACGUCAGUUGCCAGCCAAUUAACAAACGAGUCACUCGAUGAUAACAGAAUCCACCGACCACAACCAAUUAAACCAAAAACCACAUAUCCUCCUAUUGCCCUAGCAACCACCUCUAGUAACAGUGGCUCUACGCCAGAUGUUGCACAAAACAAACCCAAUAGUGUGCCACCAGCAUCGACAACAACCCCAGCUAUAAGACCUAAACUCAUGCCAGCUACCACUGCACAUUCACAGCCGCCACCUCCCGCCUUACGGCCACUUGUUUUCAUUCCAACACCAGGAGGAGAAGCGCAACUAUACCAGCUAAUAUCCGUUCCAUCCUUUCCUGGCGCAUCAUCCAUUCAAUCCACUCCUCGCCUUCCGGUAACUAGGUCGAUAAUCAAUAAGACCGUAGUGAUACCAAAGAGAAGGACAAGAAGAUGUCAAAACUGCAAUAAGCUUGGAUGUCGCGGUAGCCAGAGAAGACACUUAUGUACUGAAAAGUAAUUUUAAUAAAUACAUAGCACUGAAUCCCUUGCAAAUAUAUAAAUUUAUGAAUA
This is a messenger RNA of Umbelopsis ramanniana AG, 1081 nucleotides long. RefSeq lists its product as uncharacterized. The annotation marks the transcript as partial. The transcript is spliced from 2 exons. The record is from RefSeq and is a predicted model, not a curated record. NCBI's taxonomy places the organism in Eukaryota, Fungi, Mucoromycota, Umbelopsidomycetes, Umbelopsidales, Umbelopsidaceae.